This is a messenger RNA of Knipowitschia caucasica, 1170 nucleotides long. Lineage: Eukaryota; Metazoa; Chordata; Actinopteri; Gobiiformes; Gobiidae. The record is from the annotation of a GenBank genome assembly.
AUGAUCUGGAACAAGAAGUCCCCACUCGCUACAAAUCAGAUCAGGUUCAAAACACUGGAAUCCAUCAAGCAGUCCUACAGCAGUCCUACAGCAGCAGACCUACAGCAGUCCUACAGCAGUCCUACAGCAGCAGACCUACAGCAGUCCUACAGCACACAUACAGCAGACAUACAGCAGACAUACAGCAGACCUACAGCAGACAUACAGCAGUCCUACAGUAGACCUACAGCAGUCCUACAGCAGUCCUACAGCAGACAUACAGCAGACAUACAGCAGACAUACAGCAGACCUACAGCAGACCUACAGCAGUCCUACAGCAGUCCUACUGCAGUCCUACAGCAGCAGACCUACAGCAGUCCUACUGCAGUCCUACAGCAGCAGACCUACAGCAGUCCUACAGCAGACAUACAGCAGACAUACAGCAGACAUACAGCAGACCUACAGCAGACAUACAGCAGUCCUACAGUAGACCUACAGCAGUCCUACAGCAGACAUACAGCAGACAUACAGCAGACAUACAGCAGACCUACAGCAGACCUACAGCAGUCCUACAGCAGUCCUACUGCAGUCCUACAGCAGCAGACCUACAGCAGUCCUACUGCAGUCCUACAGCAGACCUACAGCAGUCCUACAGCAGACAUACAGCAGACAUACAGCAGACAUACAGCAGACCUACAGCAGACCUACAGCAGUCCUACAGCAGUCCUACUGCAGUCCUACAGCAGCAGACCUACAGCAGACCUACAGCAGACAUUCAGCAGACAUACAGCAGACAUACAGCAGACCUACAGCAGACAUACAGUAGACCUACAGCAGUCCUACAGCAGUCCUACAGCAGACCUACAGCAGUCCUACAGCAGUCCUACAGCAGUCCUUCAGCAGUCCUACAGCAGACAUACAGCUGUCCUACAGCAGACCUACAGCAGUCCUACAGCAGUCCUUCAGCAGUCCUACAGCAGACCUACAGCAGUCCUACAGCAGACCUACAGCAGACCUACAGCAGUCCUACAGCAGACCUACAGCAGUCCUACAGCAGUCCUACAGCAGACCUACAGCAGUUCUACAGCAGUCCUACUGCAGUCCUACUGCAGUCCUACAGCAGUCCUACAGCAGCGUCUGUAUCACGAGCUUUGGUGCCUACUUUUAUCCACUUGGGCCGACACGUCCUGA